AUGGUACCAAGCCUUCUUCUUUUCUUUCUUCUGGCUUAUACAACACACAAUGCUUCAGCAGACGAUCGCCCGAAUAUCCUGUUGUUGUUGACAGACGACCAAGAUGUUGUUCUAGGUUCCUUUGAUCACAUGCCACAUCUCAAGACCCAUUUACAAGACAAGGGUGUCACCUUUGAAAACGGAUUUGUCCAUACGCCAAUCUGUUGCCCAUCGAGAAGUCAAAUUUUGACGGGUCGAUAUACCCACCAUGGUGUCGCCCACAAUAACUCUCGUUCCGGGAAUUGCUACGGCGAUGAGUGGAUCCACCAAAUUGAAAAUCAGCAUACUUAUGCCAUUCAUGCCAAGGAGGCUGGCUAUCACACCGCAUAUGCUGGAAAAUAUCUAAACGCAUACGGUUAUGGCGACGACAAGAAGGUUCCGCCUGGAUGGGAUCGAUGGUUCGGCCUUGUAGGCAACUCAAUAUAUUACGACUAUUCGAUUAUAGAGGGCGGGAUAGGCAAGAAUAUGAUGGUGCAACACCAUGGGAAGGAUUAUGCCAAGGACUACCUACCAGACCUUUUGUUCAAUCAGACAAUGAAGGUUUUGGAUGAACUGCCGGAACCUUGGUUGGUUGUUCUCUCGUGGCCCUCUCCACACGGCCCCUUUACGCCUGCACCCUGGGCGAAGGACACUAUGGCUGGAAUCAAAGCUCCUAGAACAGAAAGUUACAAUGCGUCUUCGGAAUAUCAGGAACAAAAGCACUGGCUUUUGCGCCAGCUGAACCCUAUUUCCAACUCUACUGCAGCAGAGGUCGACACGUACUAUCAGCGACGAUUGGAAACCUUAAAGAGUGUGGAUGACCACAUUGACAAGAUCAUGUCCAAGUUAGAUGACAAGGGUCAAGACCCUGUUGUUGUGUACACGAGUGAUAAUGGAUUUCAGUUUGGCCAACACAGACUUGCAAUGGAUAAACGGCAUUUAUACGAGAACGAUAUUCGUGUGCCAUUUGUGGUUCGAGGGCCCGGAAUUCCCGGUCCCAGGAAGUGGUCACCAAUUGUUUCCAACAUUGAUAUCGCACCGACAUUCAUGGAUAUCAUGGGAUUGCCAGAGGCAAAAGAAGGCAUGGAUGGCAUUAGCUUCUGGGAUUAUGUGCGAGGGAAGACGGACCACGAAUUCCAAAACCGACGGGACCUGCUCAUUUCCUACCACGGUGAAGCAGAUCCCCAUUGUGGAAUGGCCGACUGUCCUCCUGUUUAUGAUGGGGUAUGGUGGAUGCCAGACUCUUUCAACAAUACCUACAACUGCGUGCGGACGUUGGCGGUAGACGACGAUUCUAUAUAUUGUCGCUUUGAAGACGAUCAAUCCUUUGUGGAGUUCUACGAUAUCGCACAGAAUCCCCACCAAUUGGCGAAUGACUACCCUACGCUCAACCAAGUCGAGCGCCAAAAAUACGAAUAUCGGUUGAAAGAGUUGCUCAAAUGA
Molecule: messenger RNA, 1461 nt
Organism: Cylindrotheca closterium
Lineage: Eukaryota; Bacillariophyta; Bacillariophyceae; Bacillariales; Bacillariaceae
Source: the annotation of a GenBank genome assembly